Molecule: messenger RNA, 553 nt
Organism: Anopheles bellator
Lineage: Eukaryota; Metazoa; Arthropoda; Insecta; Diptera; Culicidae
Gene: mRpL53
Exons: 3
Coding region: 104-553 (149 amino acids)
Cellular component (GO): mitochondrial large ribosomal subunit
Source: RefSeq, a predicted model, not a curated record
GCGAACGUGAAGCAGUGCGGCUUGUUAUGAAACAAGUUGGACAAAGCGCUCCAAAGAUUCAAAAACAUAUUAAACAGCGGCGGGCAGAGAAAUAAGGAACGAAAUGUCCAUUAAAGUCGGUGGAGCAUUCCGGCGGUCCGGUGGCGUCGUGUCCGCCAUCGGAAAGCAGCUGAAACUGGUGAACCUCAAAGCGGUCCACCGGGUAACCGUUGCGUUCGAUCCGUUCCACGAAAGCGCCGUACCGACAAGGGAAUUUUUGCACCACCUUUCGGCGCCGAAAAUCUCACAAACCAACCCAACCUGUCUGCUGAAAACGGAAGUACUCUGUGACCGACGACCCCCUUCGAUAGUGUUUCAACUGAUCCCAUCGGUACAAGCCGAGGCGAAGCUGAAAAAGAUUGAACUGAAGAGCGAAAAUCUGACGACACUCGAGCUGCUGAAACUAUGCAAUAAGCACGUCAGUGCGCUCGCACCGAAAGAGGAUACCUCGAGCGCCGUGAAGACCAAGUCGGAAAAGAAGGCAGGAGCGGGUGGUGGUGGCAAGCGACGAUAG